Haliotis rubra (blacklip abalone) is the source of this 2323-nucleotide messenger RNA. RefSeq names its product motor neuron and pancreas homeobox protein 1-like. Bases 1 to 972 code for a protein of 323 amino acids. The transcript is spliced from 3 exons. NCBI's taxonomy places the organism in Eukaryota, Metazoa, Mollusca, Gastropoda, Lepetellida, Haliotidae. Gene Ontology annotation, cellular component: nucleus. Gene Ontology annotation, biological process: neuron projection morphogenesis; central nervous system development; regulation of DNA-templated transcription. The record is from RefSeq and is a predicted model, not a curated record. Gene Ontology annotation, molecular function: DNA-binding transcription factor activity, RNA polymerase II-specific; sequence-specific double-stranded DNA binding.
AUGGAAGGACGGAAGUCGUUUAGCAUUGAUGCACUGUUAUCAAAGACAACGUCGGGUAAGACAUCAAGCCCGGUGCCUCCAUCACCCCCUUGCAGCUCACCCCGACCCUCAUCCUCAGGGUCAAGUCAUAUGGGUACCCACACGCCCGAGUCUAGCGUGUCACCCCCCGGGCCGGGGAUGUCCCCCAACACAAGCUUCGUCCCCAGACCGGGACUUUUGAACAUCCAACACCCGGCCAUGCUACAGCCCACCAGCCUCGGACUACCCGGCAUGUUCUCUACCCACCCGCUGUACUCGUACCCCGGACAGACCCCCGGGCACCCCCAGAUACCCAUGCUGCCAGGGAGCGCCUUCCACACCCCUGCGGAACAGGCGUUCAAGUUAGCACAACUACAGGGCAUCAACUACGCCGAGUGGCUGGCUCGGUCUGGCAUGUACAUGCCCAGAGUUGUCGACUACCCAGGAAGUUGUGGUGGCCAGGGAGGCCUGGGGAAGACACGGAGGCCGAGGACGGCGUUCACGUCGCAGCAGUUGCUGGAGUUGGAAAGACAGUUCAAGCUCAACAAGUACCUGUCCAGACCUAAGAGAUUCGAGGUGGCGACCUCCCUCAUGCUUACAGAGACACAGGUAAAGAUCUGGUUCCAGAACCGGCGCAUGAAGUGGAAACGGAGCAAGAAGGCCGCCAUGGAGGCCAAGAGCGGGAAGGAGGAGGACAAGGCGAGGUUAGAUGGGGCAGAUACACGUACAGAUGCACACAAGCAGUCGGACGCCGGGGACGACAUGAACGGUGAUAACAUUGACGUUACGGAAGUGGAUAUGGAUGAUUCCGCUGAGACGGAAAUAGACGACAACGAGGACAGUGAUAACGAAAUGUGUGUGUCCCAGAAUUCCACAAACUCUGACCUUGUUUCCGGUGUGUCAAUACCAACGUCAAAUGGCCGCUGUUCUGUAGUUCAGCCUGCACAUGCCUGAUGUAGAUGGAUGCAAUGCGAAUUCGUUUUCUUUGAAGAUCAUGACUGAUGCCAUGAUAAAGAGAGACGCUGCAAUAUCUCCCUGGAAUCUUCAUGGACUACACGCAUUGUCUUCACACGAGGACCCAUAUUGUUCCAUGACAAAGUGAAUCUCACAGAAACGCUAUGACACAAGGUUGCAGUGUGUAACUCAGGUCUGACAGACACAAGUACACGUGUAGAUGAUUACACAGGCCGUGCUGACGUUACCAUCGCUCAGACAGCAACACAUACAGCGGGAGGUGUGUGAACUGGACCACGUGAACUAAAGAAUCAAGAAUAAGUACAAGUAACAGUAUACUGUGGAUCAGGACAUGGUACGGUAUCACAAGGAACCGUGUCGUCUGUGGAACAGGUCAAGAGGGCGUCAGCAAACGCAGUGGUGGCAUGUGUGGAUCCGGUCAAGAUGACGUCAGCAAACGCAGUGGUGGACUGUGUGGAUCCGGUCAAGAUGACGUCAACAAACGCAGUGGUGGCUUAUGUGGAUCCGGUCAAGAUGACGUCAGCAAAACGCAGUGGUGGCCUGUGUGGAUCCGGUCAAGAUGACGUCAGCAAACGCAGUGGUGGCCUGUGUGGAUCCGGUCAAGAUGACGUCAGCAAACGCAGUGGUGGCCUAUGUGGAUCCGGUCAAGAUGACGUUAGCACAAGGAGCCGUGUCGUCUGUGGAUCAGGUCAAAAUGACGUUAGCAAACGCAAUGGUGACCUGUGUGGAUCAAGGCAAGAUGACGUUAGUACCAGCGAUUAUGUCGAAUGUGCAUAUGAAAUGUAGGAUCUAACAGAGUAAGCAAACCCUUAAGUAUUGACCUUGAUUGUAGAAGGUUCAUGAUGACGCCAGUUGGAAAGCAAUCCUUCGAGUGAGAGAUGGUGAAUACAUCUUGAACGACUACUAAUUAUCAGUGCCAACGUGAUGACGUCACCAAAAUCAGUAUUUCCUCCAGCCUGGCAGGCAAUGUGUAUUGUUUUUUAUUGUAGCUUCUAAAACAUUUUGUCAUUUUCAACCACUUCACAAAGUCUUAAGAUUGCAAGGUGUGGGUGAUAUAUUCUCAGGGUUUAAGACACCUGUUGCAUUUGAGCAUCGACUAAGAGGUGAAACGUUCCGAACUAUUGCCGUUUUUAUGGGAAGUUCUUUUAAAAUAAAGGGAUAGAGGAUUUACAAACAAUUGUAGCAUUAAUGCCCCAUGUAUAUAUGAUCUGAAUGAAUGAAGAGGGUGAGCUACGAACCCUCUCUCUGCUCGCUGUUGUUAUCAUGUGUAUAUUUUCCGAUGCAUGGCAGUCGGAUAUUAUGUGUUAAAUAAAUUAAUAUGUAGAACUAC